ACACAUGUUAUUGGUACACAUAAUAAUAAAAGAUGGAGGGAGAGGGAGAGAGUCAAUCUCCUCUUCUCUCUCACCUGAUCACUCUGAGGAUAGAGGAAGCCAUUGAUAAAUUAAAGAUAUUAGGAUAUGAGAAGAAUUUUUGUCAAAAGCUGAAAUUUAGACCAAUACCAAGGCAUUAUUUUGCUAUAGCUACUAAUUCUGGUGAGCAGUUCCAUGCAUUCACUAAUCUAUCAGUCUGGCUACUGAACCUGUGUGGAUCACAUUUAGAGCAACCACAAGAAUAUGAUGAUCCUAAUGCUACAAUAGCUACCAUCAUUGCUGAAGCAAAGAAACUAGGUGUCCCGACCAAUUUUCCACCAAUGAAAUUGAAAACGGGCUCUGGAGAGCAGGUUUGUAAUGUACUGAGUCAGUUGGUGGAUAAAGCUCUUGAGAGAUCUCGCUUUAGCUGGGAAAAGCCAGUGUAUCCAGAGGAGACAGGCCAGGAAGAAGCAUCAGUUCAAGAUGGCCCUGAAGAGGUAUCUCUAUCAAAGAUGGAGGAGGAGAUUCAAGAAGACGUUGAUGAUAUGAGUGAUGAAGAGGGUGGGGCAGGGGGUGGGGCAAUAUUCCUGGAUCUUAACUUAAGCGAGCACGACCAAUUCAAAGAAUUGCAGGCUAAAGAGGUGCUUGAAGAUGCAAUGGAGAACACAGUAGACCCUGAGGAGUGGAGACAAGAGGUUGAGAGAGUCUUACCAUCUCUUAAAGUUCAUUACAGAAGUGACAAUAGAGACUGGAGGCUUCAUUAUGAGCAAAUGCACAAUUAUCACGAUAAUAUUAAAACUGUUCUAUCAGAUACCAAGAUUCAUUUGGAUAAGCUUCAUACAGAAAUCACCAAAACUCUUGAAAAAAUUGGCUCAAGAGAGAAAUACAUAAAUCAACAAUUAGAAUCACAAGUCUUGAUGUUUCGUUCAUCACAAGACAAGCUCUCAUCUGCUAGGAAUGAGUACAAGCAAAGCAGUCAUAGUGUCAAUGACCUUUCCCAAAGACUAGCAGAGAUAUCUGCUCAGUUAGAAUUAGUGAAAGCUGAAAUGGAUGAAAAGGGCACCAGCAUGACGGAUGCAGGCCCAGUUGUACGUAUAAAGCAAGCAUUAACUAAACUAAAGGAAGAGUGUACUGAGAUGGAUGUACAGAUUGGCCUGUUGGAACACACACUCCUUGAUCUACAGUACAAGACAAAGACAGCAAUCAGACUCCAAAUGAGUGGAGGAGCAAAUAACAAGAAAUCAAAAACAUUAUUUUAAGUACACCCACAACUCACACUUAGAUGUACACACACUAUAUGUAUACAUUUAUGUACAAUUGUACAUGGUAUGUACAAUCAUUCUUAAUGCAUUUACUGGGAAGGGAUGGCUGGCGAUUGACACUAGCCAUCUAUCCUGAACUCUGACACAUUAA
Messenger RNA from Amphimedon queenslandica, 1431 nucleotides. Its product is annotated as intraflagellar transport protein 57 homolog. NCBI's taxonomy places the organism in Eukaryota, Metazoa, Porifera, Demospongiae, Haplosclerida, Niphatidae. Bases 33 to 1277 code for a protein of 414 amino acids. The transcript is spliced from 11 exons. Gene Ontology annotation, cellular component: intraciliary transport particle B; microtubule organizing center; Golgi apparatus. Gene Ontology annotation, biological process: non-motile cilium assembly; intraciliary transport. The record is from RefSeq and is a predicted model, not a curated record.